This is a messenger RNA of Cornus florida, 512 nucleotides long. RefSeq lists its product as uncharacterized. Lineage: Eukaryota; Viridiplantae; Streptophyta; Magnoliopsida; Cornales; Cornaceae. The transcript is spliced from 3 exons. Gene Ontology annotation, cellular component: endoplasmic reticulum membrane. The record is from RefSeq and is a predicted model, not a curated record. Bases 44 to 463 code for a protein of 139 amino acids. Gene Ontology annotation, biological process: glycolipid translocation; dolichol-linked oligosaccharide biosynthetic process.
UUCAACAGGAGUAAAUGUAGCAAAGCUUUUGAAGAUAGCGUGGAUGACUCUCCCCUUGGGAAUAAUUAUCACACUUGCAGCAUGUGUAUUUGUCUUUUGGUGGCAAGACCUAAGUUAUUCUAGUCCAUAUGCGCAAGCUAUCUUGAUUAACGGUUUUGCAUGUAUUGCGGAGCUAUUGGCAGAACCCUUCUAUAUUCUUUCACAGAACUUGCUCCUCCUCAAACUGCGGCUAAUGGUUGAAACUGCAGCUACUCUUUUGCGUUGUAUGACAACCUACAUCCUCAUUAUCAAGCGAACUGACAUGGAGAAAGCGAUUGUAUUUGCAUUAACUCAAACUGCUUAUGGAGCUUGUUCGUUCUUUGGUUGUUGGGGAUACUUUCUUCUUUCUCGUGCAUUCCAAAGUUCUGAUCUCUUCCCUUUCAGGUAUACUUUAGUUUAUAUUAAAUAUCAUUACCUCCAUUGACAAAUAUACUGUAAUUGUUACAACAAAAGAACAAGAAAAGAAAAAGCUU